This is a messenger RNA of Syngnathoides biaculeatus (alligator pipefish), 2676 nucleotides long. RefSeq names its product protocadherin beta-15-like. Gene Ontology annotation, molecular function: calcium ion binding. Gene Ontology annotation, biological process: homophilic cell-cell adhesion. The transcript has a single exon. The record is from RefSeq and is a predicted model, not a curated record. The coding region runs from base 30 to 2573 and encodes 847 amino acids. NCBI's taxonomy places the organism in Eukaryota, Metazoa, Chordata, Actinopteri, Syngnathiformes, Syngnathidae. Gene Ontology annotation, cellular component: plasma membrane.
UGACGACACCUCGGUCGGAAAAACGGUGGAUGUCCGUUUUUUUUGUUGUAAUCAUUCUUGUUUAUCCAUUGGGAAAUUAUUUUUUCCACUUUUUAUUUAGCGGCACAAUGGAGGACAACAGAUUUAUUCCUUUGUGCCUCGGCCUGCUUUUGCUUUUCCUUUUCCUCCGCCCCGUCAACGGAGACGUCAGCUACUCGAUCCCAGAGGAGCUAAAACGUGGAUCUGUCAUCGGCAAUAUUGCCACGGAUUUGGGACUAAAUCUGGGCCGGUUAUCUGCUCGGAAAGCGCGCAUUGAUCCAGAGGAUGACAACGUCCACCACUGCGGCAUCAACCUCAACACCGGGGACUUGAUCGUUCGGGAGAGGAUCGACAGGGAAGGUCUUUGUGGCAAAAAGGCGUCGUGUGUUUUGAAGCAGGAACUUGUGCUGGAGAACCCGUUGGAACUACAUCGGAUUAGUAUCCGUGUUGCCGAUAUUAAUGAUAAUUCACCACAUUUUAUUGAAGACUCAUUCAAAUUUGAAAUUCGAGAAUCAGCAGUUAAGGGUGCUCUUUUCCUUCUGGGAGAAGCACAUGAUGCAGACAUUGGAGAAAAUGCGGUCCAAGGCUACAAUUUACAGCAGAAUGACAAUUUUAAGUUAAAUGUCAAUCGAAAACCAGGUGGGCAAAAGUAUUGCGAAUUGGUCUUAGACAAGGAAUUGGACAGAGAAGAUAAAAAAGACAUGAUGCUGUUGCUGACCGCGUACGAUGGCGGCUCUCCUCCGAGAUCAGGAACAGUCGGCAUUCACGUCAUUGUGCUGGACGCCAAUGAUAAUGCACCAGUUUUCAGUCAGGCCGUUUAUAAAGCCACUUUACCUGAAAACUCUCCUCCAGAUACUUUGGUAACCACAGUCAGUGCCAGUGAUGCAGAUGAAGGAAUUAAUAGCGAAAUCAUAUUUGCAUUGCGCAUUUCUGACGAUGAUAGUAAACUCGUCUUUGCUUUGCACCCCAAAACUGGAGAAGUGAGAGUAGCUGGUGUCGUUGAUUACGAGAAAGUAUCAUUAUAUGAAAUGCAAAUCAGUGCGAAAGAUGGGCUUGGCUUAGUUUCUUAUUCCACUUUAAUCAUUGAUGUUACUGAUGUGAACGACAACGCCCCAGUUAUAAGCAUAAAGUCGCUGACCGAACCGGUGGCAGAGGACGCGCCGCCCGGCACCGAGAUGGGCAUCAUCCACGUGCAGGACCGAGACUCGGAGCAGAACGGAGAGGUCCGCUGCUCCAUCCAGCAAGACGUCCCCUUCAAGUUAGUUCCUUCCAUCAAGAACUAUUAUUCUCUGGUGACGAGCGGACAGCUGGACCGCGAACUAGUGUCCCAUUACAACAUCACAAUCGGCGCCAGCGACCGGGGCUCUCCUCCUCUGUCCUCCCGCAAAAGUUUGGGCCUGUCGGUGGCCGACAUCAACGACAACCCGCCCGUGUUCCAGCAAGAGUCCUACAGCGCCUACGUCAGCGAAAAUAACAAAGCCGGCUCGGCCUUGUGUCGGGUAAGCGCUCGAGACCCCGACUGGAGGCAGAACGGCACGGUGAUUUAUUCUCUGCUGGCGGGCGCGGAGGUGAACGGCGUCCCGGCGUCCUCCUACGUCGCGGUGGACGGAGACACGGGGGAGGUCCGCGCCGUGGGCUCCUUGGAUUACGAAGACUUGAGGAGUUUCCGAGUCCACGUGGUGGCCAGAGACAAGGGUUCUCCUCCGCUGAGCAGCAACGUGAGCGUCAGCGUGUGGAUACGGGACGUGAACGACAACUCUCCUCAGAUUCUGUACCCCGCCCCGGACGGCGACUCCUCGGUGACCGAGCUGGUCCCCAAAGCCGCCCAGGGGGGCUCGCUGGUGUCCAAAGUCAUCGCGGUGGACGCCGACUCCGGACAGAACGCCCGGCUGUCCUAUCAUAUCGUCAAGUCCACGGAUCCGGGACUUUUCACGGUGGGGCUCCACAGCGGAGAGAUCAGGACCCGGCGGGACAUUUCCGAAUCUGACGGCAUGAGACAGAACCUGAUGGUGGCGGUGAAAGAUAACGGGCAGCCCCCUCUCUCCGCCACCUGCUCGGUGUAUUUCCUCCUUUCCGACAACUUGUCCGAGCUGCCGCCGGAACUGAAGGACGUUUCUUCCCAGGAGCGUGAGAAGAAUUCCAAAGUCACCUUUUAUCUGCUGGUGGCGCUGGUGUCGGUGUCCACCUUCUUUCUGACCUUCAUGGUGGCGGUCCUGGCUGUGAGCUUUUGUCGCAGGAGAAAGCCCCGACUGUUGUUGGACGGAGCGCUCGCCGUCCCCGGCGCGUAUCUCCCUCCUAAUUACGCAGAUGUGGACGGCACGGCCACUUUACGCAGCGCCUACAACUACGACGCCUACUUGACGACGGGCUCCAGGACCAGCGACUUCAACUUUGUGCGUUCCUACGACGACGACGCGCUGCCCGCCGACCGGACCCUCACCAAGAAUCCUGGCAGCUUCGACGACGGGCUUUGCGAUUCCUUUGACCCUCUUGAGGUAGGAUCCUUAUGCCAGAUUUUCACGUUUGCGUUAUUUUGUCCUCACAUUUAUUAUUGAAGUGUAUCUUAUCCCCAUAUUUAGUCAUCACUGCAUAACUUCCUCAUGUCCUCAGUGGAGCUCUGCUCUGUGGUCAGAUCUGUCCUUGAGUGAUAUCGCGCGU